Molecule: messenger RNA, 1738 nt
Organism: Cherax quadricarinatus
Lineage: Eukaryota; Metazoa; Arthropoda; Malacostraca; Decapoda; Parastacidae
Source: RefSeq, a predicted model, not a curated record
CACAAUGGCAUAUGGUACCUUUUAUGUUAACUUCUCAAAAACUAAAGUUAUUCUAGUUUUAAGAAGUCAUUUCUUUAUCCAGAAAGUCUUCUCAGCCAUGAACAUAGUGUGUCCCUGGAACAAGGGAUGGCAGGCAGCAGGAGCCCCAGAAGAAAUGAUCUAUGCUCAGCCUGUCUCUGUGACACCAUGAAAAAGAAUGUAUACUGCAAACAUGAACAUCUUUAUAAUGGGGCAUCAGAACAUCUAACUCUAAGCAGGGAGCUUAUUCCUCAGAAUGCAACAUCUCUGCAUAUCUUGAACUUUAAAUAUGUAACAAUAAAUAAUGGUACGUUCUCCAGUGAAAACCUUGGGCUCCGGAAAAUUCACUUUGAAAACAUUGGACUAAUACAUCUCUUCAAAAACUCUUUGUACUUCAGUUACAAAGCAAAAGAGAACAUGGAAGUAGCAGUGGUGUUUACAAAAUGUAACAUCAGAGAAAUACCAAGUGAAACUCUCACCCAAUAUUCAAGAAGUAAAGACCAAAGAAAUGAUAUAGACUUGCAAGAAACAAGAUUCCUUACUCUGCAGUUUGAGUGGUGCAACAUAACAACCAUUGCAAGAUAUGCACUCUCCAAUGCACGAAUUCUCUACUUUAAGAUGCACAAUGUAAAGGUACUACAUACUGAAGACAUCUGUUCAUACCUUAACUGUGUUAAAGAAGCAGUUAUAGAGUACACCAAAGAUAACUGCUAGAGAAUUGAAAGAAAAGAACCUACAUCUUCUCUCAGAGGUGUCUGCUUGAUUAUGCAAAGAAAUAUCUUCACUGGAAUCCUCAACGGUGGUCUAAACACUAACAAUGUAUUAUUUCCACAGGUGUUGUUUGAGUAUAACUAUGUGAUGUACCUGGGUGCAGAUGCACUAGCUGCAAUAAAGCCAUAUCCCAAUGCACGGGGAGCAAAUAUUGUCUUCCUUAACAACACAGUGGAAAAAGCAGUGAACAGAUCUCUUGUGAUCAGUAGAAAUUAUCCAAGUUAUGAGCGUAAAAUACUCGACAAUAGAUUUAACAUUCUGUGUGAGUGCAAUAUCCAUGACACUUUCAAACAGCUGCUGGGCAUUUCUGAGAAGAGUGACUACAAUGACCAAUUAACACAACAAGUAGUGAUUGAAAAGUCUCGCUGUCAAAGAAAAUCAGGUUUAGCAUUGUAUAAAAAUGUCAGAGUUUAUUACAGUGAAGAAUGUACAUCAACAUCACUUCCUUUAAUCAUAUCAGCAACAAGUGUCGUUGUAGUUAUAAUCAUCGCCAUUAUCGUGUGUAUAGUGUGUAUUCGUCGUGCUGAAAAAGCAAAGGAAGAAGCAAAUUACUUGGGUGAAUGCUGUUAUUCUCAAAGCUUUUCAACUCUACACUCAAAUGCAGGUCCACUCUCUCCAUUACAUGGUCAUCAUUGUUUCUCCUUUGAAAACGGUAAUAGUCUUCAACCCUGGGUGGUAGCAGUGCCUGAAGUUAAGACAUAUCAAGAGACUGAGGUGGAUGUGCACUAUGAACAUACAGAACCCAUCAAUGUCAAUAUAAGAGGCUCUUAUCCUGAGCCAACUUCACCUAUUGAUUUCCAACGUAGGGUUCAUACACGUGCUUCAUGUCCUUUUAACUAGAAAUGAAUAUGUGUAAACUAGUAAAGUUUCCUAUAAAUGAUUAGAACUGUAUAUACAUAAACAAAGAUAGUUUCCUUAAUUUACUGGAAAUGAAAAUACAGCAUGUAAA